Messenger RNA from Poecilia latipinna (sailfin molly), 1209 nucleotides. RefSeq names its product regulator of G-protein signaling 11-like. Gene Ontology annotation, cellular component: plasma membrane; cytoplasm; neuron projection. The record is from RefSeq and is a predicted model, not a curated record. Gene Ontology annotation, molecular function: GTPase activator activity. Gene Ontology annotation, biological process: regulation of G protein-coupled receptor signaling pathway; G protein-coupled receptor signaling pathway; intracellular signal transduction. The transcript is spliced from 12 exons. Bases 75 to 935 code for a protein of 286 amino acids. Lineage: Eukaryota; Metazoa; Chordata; Actinopteri; Cyprinodontiformes; Poeciliidae.
GCCGCGCGCUCUCGACAGCACUUUGGUGUUUUGCACUUCGCCGUCCCGCCGGGUGAUCUCUAGCAUCCCGCAAGAUGACAAUUAACACCCUGGCUAAAGGAGGUCUGCAGCCGGAGCAAAUGUCAUGCUUUCGGAAGAUGGAGAAAGUGCUCGUGGCCAUGCAGGACCCUGACAUGGGCAUGAAGAUGAGAAAUCAGAGGCUCCUCAUCACUGUCAUCCCACACGCCAUGACAGGCCACGAUAUAAUUACCUGGCUGAUUCAGAAAUACCACAUCUGUGAGGAGGAGGCCCUGCAUCUUGGUGAGAUGCUGGUCAAAUACGGAUACAUCUACCCUCUCAAAGAGCCCCGCUGCCUGGUGUUACGACCCGACGAGUCGCCUUACCGCUUCCAGACUCCUUAUUUCUGGACAAGUACCCGCUGGCCCGCCUCAGAGCUGGACUAUGCGAUCUACUUGGCUAAAAAGAACAUCAGAAAACAAGGAGAACUGAUGGAAUAUGAAAAGGAGAGGUACAGUCUGUUGCACAAGCGGAUCAACCACACCUGGGACUUUGUGGUGAUGCAAGCCAGAGAGCAACUGAGGGCCUCCAAACAGAGGAGGAAGGCCGACCGAAUUGUCCUAGAAUGUCAGGAGCAGGCAUACUGGCUCAUCAACAGGCCGCCGCCCGGGGUGCAGAACAUGUUGGACUGGGGUCUGGAGCGACCAAACAACUCCAGCACACGAGUCCCUCUGAACAGCGACUACUACAAAAGCGAGAUUGAAACAUCCAGACGAGCCCUCGGAAGAAACCGAGUAAAGUCCUCUGUCUGCCUCGAAGGCUUUGUCAAGUACAGCGAGCAGUACCAGAACCACGAUCCCAUAAUGCAGGGCUGCCUUCCCAGUAACCCCUGGAUCUCUGAUGACAUUGCAUACUGGACGAUGAACUCAGAAAUGUAAGACGAGACGCGAUCGUACCGGUGGAGUUCACCGCUUUUACUGGAACUCAACGAGAAAGACGUAGCCAAGCUAGCUUUUGUUGAAGUUUGGCGACGGUUAAGCUAAUUGCAGAACAAAAGAAUCUAAAAUGAUUCGGUUCUUCAUGUCACCACAACCGUCUGGUUGGUCCUAUAAUUAAUAAGCUUUUCUGCACGUCUCCUGUGGGAUAGUCACACCCCUCCUCCUCCGUCUGACAGGGUUGGAAGGUUUCCAUGCAGUCACUCUAAUCUUUAGU